Molecule: messenger RNA, 3061 nt
Organism: Fundulus heteroclitus (mummichog)
Lineage: Eukaryota; Metazoa; Chordata; Actinopteri; Cyprinodontiformes; Fundulidae
Gene: lrrc32
Product: leucine rich repeat containing 32
Exons: 3
Coding region: 322-2283 (653 amino acids)
Molecular function (GO): protein binding
Source: RefSeq, a predicted model, not a curated record
CGUCCCUCUGUGCGUUUGUUUAUAUAUAUAUAAAUAAAUGUUGUGGGAAUAACUCUCCACGGAGGCCUUUGUGGUUCUCCACGCAGGAAACAAACAUUGCAAUGAGGGAAAACCUUAAACUCCACCUGGCUAUCGCCGUUUCACCGGAAGCGAAAAGGAAACAAAACGAGAAAACUCUGGGAAUCCCGGCGGGAUGAAGUCCCCUUACGUACAGGUGUAACAUGAGGCAAGCGGAUAAAUGGUGAUGGAGAAACGAGCGGUGAAUAUGAAACCAACGCAGCUGUUGCCGUGCGACACCCAGCCGACUACACGUUCAGGACCAUGGCCACCUUCCAGCUGCUCUUCCUGCUGUGGGCCAGCUGUGCGGCGGCAUCCGCACAUCCUUCCCGACGCCUCGCUCCAUGCCAAGUUGUCCAGAUGGAUGUGUUCUGCAGCGAUCUGAGUCUUAGUGGCGCGCCGCUCAACCUUCCUCAGGGAGUCCAAAUGCUGGACCUUUCUCGAAACCAGGUUCAAAACCUCACCCUGGAAACUUUAGGCUUUCACGUCGGCUUCCACCAACUGAAUCUUCAUUCCAACAAGAUUCACUUCAUCCAGCCGGGACUCUUCAAAGAGAUGAAGGACCUGAGAGUCCUGGAUCUCUCCAGGAAUCACCUCAACGUUUUUGCACUCUACAAAGUGAACAUCGGACCUCUCACAGCUCUGGAGUCGUUAGACCUUUCCAGCAAUGGUUUGUUCACGGGCAUGUCGGACUAUUUCCUGGCUGAAUCUCCGUCUCUGGUGAACCUUUCUCUGGACAGCAACAGCAUCACAAAAAUAGCACAGAACACCUUCAGUGGAUUGUCGUCUUUGAGGAAAAUCAGCCUCCACAAUAACGUCAUCCUGGAGAUAGAAGAUGGGGCUUUUGACUCCUUGGAUCAUCUGGCUGAGCUCGAUUUAUCCAAGAAUUCAAUCACCUGCAUCAUAGACUUCAAUCUUUACAACUUGUCUGUUCUCAAUCUCAGCAAGAACAGCGUCGAGUUUUUCCAAAGCGCAAAGUCAGAUCGUCCCUUUAAGCUUCGUUCUCUGGAUCUGAGCGAAAACAAAAUGAUUUACUUCCCUCUCCUCCCGGAAAACAAUGUGCUUGAAUUUCUGAACGUUUCGCGGAACCAUAUUCAGACACUCAACAGCACAGGGAGUCUGCUGAACCACACAACUAUGAAUUUUGAUCGUUUAAAAUACCUGGACAUGAGUUACAACAAACUCAAAAGCCUACCAGAGACUUUCUUUGCCAAUAUGGGAUCCCUCGAAGUCCUCAAUGCGAGUCACAACUGCAUCAGCUCGUUUUCUGUCACCUCUAAAGACCUUCUGCACAGGGUGAAGAUUAUCAAUCUGAGCCAUAAUUCUCUACAGAGUUUGACAUUUGAGGAAAAUUCGCUUCGCUCCCUGAGAAAACUCUUCCUGCAGGGAAAUGAGCUCACAGUCCUUGACCAGCACACCUUUCAAAGACUGCCGAGCAUCAAGUACCUGCAGCUCCAGCAGAACAAUCUGCAAAUCUGUGGCGCUGAGCAAAACCAGCAUAAGCCAACACCGACGAACCAAAACCACCAGGAUCCAACUGGUUGUGUGUCCUUCUCAUCUGUUUGCAACCUGCACUUCCUCUAUCUCUCUGAAAACAAUCUGAGGACCCUCCCUGGAAAGGCGUUUGUGAACACCCCUCUGAGGUUACUCGACCUGUCCCUAAACCCAGGCUUAGACAUGCAAAGGGACGCCCUGUUUGGUCUGGAGCAUUCGUUGGUCCACCUGCUCCUGAGAGAAAACAACAUGUCAAGCCUGAACACAGACCUGAGCUCCCUGAAGAGCCUCAAACACGUUGACCUGUCCACCAACCAGCUCAACACCCUGCCCACCUGGAACGCAGAGUCCGCCAUCGAGUCCUUGAACCUGCAGAACAACAACUUGGUCACCCUGGACCAGUCCACCAUCCUCGCCUUGGAGCGCUCGUUAAAGACCCUCUACAUGGGCUCCAACCCUCUGAGCUGCUGCGACAACCUGGGCUUCCUCCACAUGGUGCAGCACUCCGCCAUCGUCGUCCCGGACAUUGAGACCGUGACUUGCGUCCACGAGGACUCCUCAGAGCCGGUGAACAUUGAGAAGGUGACCCGGGAGAUGUGUCAUCAGUCCGAGCCUCCAAACUACACGGCAGUUGUCGUGGUGACGUUGUUAGUUGUGUUAAUCCUGCUGGGGCUGCUGGUUAAGUGUUUCAGAUCAAGGAGACGGAAGCGCAACAGAGGCUUUCACGCCUAGCGAGAACGAUCAAAUUCAGAGAAAGUUAAAAUGUGAACGCGCCUCCUGGUGCCUCUCUUCUAUACAGACUAUUCAAAGUUUGGAUUGUGACUACAAAAAGCCAUCACCGAUUGACCAAUACCGCUGUGAAUCGAGCACGUGUCUAUAUUUCUCUCACGGGAAGGUCCUGCUUGUGAGUAAAGCCGAGAAAACAUAAAGACUGGCUACCGAAGGCCGCAGUUCAUGUUAAAUGUUCUUACGGCACAAGGUUGGACUUUUUGACAGGAUUUUAUGUCAGUUUCAUGCAGCACCUGAAAGCUUUUUUUAAGGAACUCUAGGUUUCAAUCCUCCUGCGCCCACUUCUUCAGGACUUUUCAACAGAGGCCAGAAGAAUCGGAUAGAAAACAGAAGCUCUCACCAGCACCAGUCCAGAACUUUAAGGCCAGGAUUUGGAUGCGUGUUGCAUGAAUGAAGCAAAGUCGUCCAUUAUUAAAUGCUUGUUUUCAGUGCUGUGUUUGCAUACCUGACACCUAUUUAUUGAAUGUAGAGUAAAAUGAAGAAUCAACACUAAAACACUUUGAGCAGACAGUAGCAUCAGCAGAACGGACUGAAGUACUUUUCCACUGUUACAACUCAUAUUUUCAGAAAUCAGCUCCUUGGGUUUUGGAUGUAAGUUGAUACCAGUCUCUUAUCUGUGUGUGAAUUGUACUGCAAACCUAAAACUGAAAUUAUACACAGUCUAAACUGUAGCUUUAAUAUGGGGUAAGAUAACUGUCAAUAUAAACGUUUGCUUAAGCGC